Messenger RNA from Linum tenue, 252 nucleotides. Lineage: Eukaryota; Viridiplantae; Streptophyta; Magnoliopsida; Malpighiales; Linaceae. The record is from the annotation of a GenBank genome assembly.
GAAAGCAAUAGCGUUGGUAUUGGCCACGUUCAAUUGGAAGUGAAUGAGACCGAUUGGGAAGACGAAAACAUCUCCAACGUGUAGAGUUUUUGUGAAGAGCUUGGGAGGGUUGGAGGUGACAAACCCGACAUGGAGAGUGCCCUUGACCACCACAAGAAUUUCGGUGGCACGAGGGUGGGUGUGAGGAGGGUUCAGACCACCAUAAGGGGCAUAGUCGAUACGUGCCAAAGAGAUGCCAAGAGUGUUGAGCCC